AUGUCUUCGCGACGACCAAUUUAUAUCAACGCCGCCGCCGCGACGGAGCGCUGCGAGUAUUCACAGGCGGCUGCCGUCACAAGAUUCCAUCAGUCGCUGCCCAAUUAUUCUCCCUCCCCGUUAGUUCCACUGCCAGAACUUGCAGCUGAGCUUGGUAUCCGGGCUGUGUUCGUCAAGGACGAGAGUAAUCGCUUCGGUCUACCCUCUUUCAAGGUCCUGGGAGCAUCGUGGGGAUGUUUCCGCGCCGUUGCACAACAGCUUGGGUUGCCGUCAACCGCAUCUCUGAAUGAGGUUUCCACGGGCGCAAAGGCGAGUUCGAUUACUCUGGUCGCGGCAACGGAGGGUAAUCAUGGUAGAGCUGUGGCUUUCAUGGCCCGGCUUUUGGGUAUCGAUGCGCAGAUCUUCGCCCCUCGGUCAAUGGACGAGCGCACACGCGCCUUCAUCGCGGGAGAGGGCGCCCGCGUGAUUGUUUCGCCAGGAUACUAUGAUCAAGCUGUACGUGAGGCAUCGGACCGGGCCAGCGAGCUACCUGGUGCUCUUUUGAUCCAAGACACUGCAUUUGAAGGGUACGAGAGCGUUCCUGCGUGGAUUGUGGAAGGGUACUCGACGAUGAUGAAUGAGGCCGAGCAACAGCUUGGCCAACUUGGUCUCACGCCCAGUGUCAUGGUAACUCCCGUGGGAGUUGGCAGUCUUGCACAUGCCGUGGUUCGACACUGCAAGUCCAGAAAGAAGCCCUUGUCAGUUGUUGCCGUUGAGCCGGACUCUGCUCCUUGUCUGUCCAAUAGCUUGCAAGCUGGCAAGUCGAUCACUGUGGAGACAUCGUCUACAAUCAUGGACGGAAUGAAUUGCGGCACUGUUUCGACAACUGCAUGGCCGGAUUUACAGCGGCUUGUUGAUGCAUGUGUCACAGUCUCUUCUUGUGAGAGCCACGAGGCUGUCCGGUUCCUAACCUCCAAGUCAGUUACAGCUGGCCCCUGCGGAGGCGCAUCCCUGGCUGCACUACGUCGGCUAGCGACAGAGCCAAACGGAUCUUCCCUAGUUCACAAGGAUUCUGUCGUCGUUCUUCUUAGUACUGAAGGUAAACGCGAGUAUGUGACCCCACGCGAUGUUUCCGUGGAAGACGUGGUGGGCUUGACCCAAAUACUCACCCAGAUCAACUCUUCCAACCCAACACUAUCUGUCAGUGAUGGAGUUGGCGAGAGCGAAAUUGCAGACUACCUUUCUGCAUGGUUUGCUCACCGCGACAUCGAAUUCUAUCGUGUGGAGCCAGUUUCUGGUCGGCCAUCGAUCGUGGGUAUUCUUCGGGGAACUGGAGGGGGAAAGUCCCUUAUGUUCAAUGGACACAUCGACACAGUCAGCCUUUCAAGCUACGAGGCAGAUCCACUUUCUGGAGCUUUAGGUACCAAAGACGGCAAAGAAGUUGUCUUCGGUAGAGGUAGCUUGGAUAUGAAGGGUGGCGUGGCAGCUGCAUUGGCUGCACUGGCGUCCAUUAAAGCCGGUGGCCAACUUCCGCAUGGAGAUAUUAUUGUCGCUGCAGUAUCUGAUGAGGAAGAUGCUUCUCAAGGAACUCAGGAUAUCUUGGCUGCUGGUUGGAGAGCCGAAGGAGCAGUCGUUGCGGAGCCAACCAUGAAAACCAUCGCGACUGCUCACAAAGGCUUUGUGUGGGUCCAAGUCGAUAUCCUGGGAGUUGCCGCUCAUGGAUCCGACCCAUCAGCCGGCGUCGAUGCCAUUCUCCAUGCGGGAUGGUUCUUGCGGGCUCUCGACCAGUAUCAAGCCAGACUUCCGGUAGAUGAUCUUCUCGGGCAAGCAUCAAUGCAUUGCGGUUUGAUUCAAGGUGGCGAAGAGCCGUCUUCCUACCCGGGAAAUUGCACAGUUACUGUCGAGUUUCGGACUGUUCCAGUUCAGACAGAACAGUCUAUUCUCAUCGACAUAUCUGCGAUGCUUCGAGAUAUCACCAAGGAAAACCCUCUUUUCCGAUUCGCUGAGCCUCGGAUCACCAUGUCCCGUCCAACUCAGAAGCUUGCUACAGAUCAUCCUCUCGUUGAAAAGGCGGUUGAAUGUGGUGCUGCCAUCUUUGGAAGUAAACCUGUCGUCCAAAGCGUACCAUUUUGGUGUGAUGCUGCGCUUUUGGGCCAGGCUGGAAUUCCAUCAAUCGUUUUUGGCCCCGCAGGUGCAGGAUUACAUAGCAAAGAGGAAUGGGUGGAGGUUCAGAGCUUGAAAGACAUGGAGAAGGUCUUCAUUCGCUUAGCACAGGAAUUUUGUAACUGA
Penicillium daleae is the source of this 2268-nucleotide messenger RNA. Its product is annotated as putative diaminopropionate ammonia-lyase. The transcript has a single exon. Lineage: Eukaryota; Fungi; Ascomycota; Eurotiomycetes; Eurotiales; Aspergillaceae. The record is from RefSeq and is a predicted model, not a curated record. The coding region runs from base 1 to 2268 and encodes 755 amino acids. Gene Ontology annotation, molecular function: hydrolase activity.